GUUCUCUCUCCGGGGCUGGACUGAAUAACUUUGAAACUGUCCACCGGUGUCACGUCCUGAACAUGAGCCUCCUCCUCUCCUUCUACCUGCUCGGGUUGCUUGUCAGUCGCGGGCAAGAUCGGUUCGCUAUGUUAGCAAACAAUAACCUUCAGAUUCUCAACAUCAAUAAAAGUGAUGAAGGUAUAUACAGGUGUGAAGGAAGAGUGGAGGCCAGGGGAGAAAUUGACUUCCGUGAUAUCAUUGUUAUUGUUAAUGUGCCGCCAGCAAUCACAAUGCCUCAGAAAUCCUUUAAUGCUACAGCAGAGAGAGGAGAAGAGAUGACAUUUUCCUGCAGGGCCUCAGGGUCUCCUGAACCCACCAUCUCCUGGUACAGGAAUGGCAAGCUCAUUGAAGAAAAUGAAAAAUACACCCUGAAAGGAAGCAACACAGAACUCACUGUCAGAAACAUCAUCAAUAGUGACGGGGGUUCUUAUGUCUGCAGGGCCACAAAUAAGGCAGGAGAAGAUGAAAAGCAGACAUUCCUCCAAGUCUUUGUACAGCCUCACAUAAUACAGCUUAAAAAUGAGACUACGUAUGAGAAUGGUCAAGUGACACUCGUAUGUGAUGCGGAAGGGGAACCUAUUCCAGAAAUCACUUGGAAAAGAGCUGUGGAUGGCAUCACGUUUUCUGAAGGUGAUAAGAGCCCAGACGGCCGUAUUGAAGUUAAAGGGCAGCAUGGAAGCUCAUCACUGCAUAUUAAAGAUGUGAAGUUGUCAGAUUCAGGGAGAUAUGACUGUGAAGCUGCAAGUAGAAUUGGAGGGCACCAAAAGAGCAUGUACCUUGAUAUUGAAUAUGCCCCUAAGUUUAUAUCAAACCAAACAAUUUAUUACUCUUGGGAAGGAAAUCCUAUAAAUAUAAGUUGUGAUGUGAAAUCAAAUCCACCAGCUUCAAUCCAUUGGAGAAGAGAGAAAUUAGUCUUACCUGCUAAAAACACCACCAAUUUAAAGACAUAUAGUACAGGAAGAAAGAUGAUAUUAGAGAUUGCACCUACAUCUGACAAUGACUUUGGACGAUAUAAUUGCACAGCCACCAACCGUAUAGGAACAAGAUUUCAAGAAUAUAUUCUUGCUUUGGCUGAUGUGCCAUCCAGUCCCUAUGGAGUGAAGAUUAUAGAGCUGUCACAGACCACAGCCAAGGUUUCUUUCAACAAACCGGACUCCCAUGGAGGUGUGCCUAUUCAUCACUAUCAAGUGGAUGUCAAAGAAGUGGCAUCAGAAAUCUGGAAAAUAGUACGCUCCCAUGGAGUUCAAACAAUGGUUGUUUUGAGCAACCUGGAACCAAAUACAACUUAUGAAAUCAGAGUUGCAGCUGUUAAUGGAAAGGGGCAAGGAGACUACAGUAAAAUAGAAAUCUUCCAGACGUUGCCAGUUCGUGAACCAAGUCCUCCAUCCAUACAUGGACAGCCAAGCAGUGGGAAGAGCUUUAAACUCAGCAUCACCAAGCAGGAUGAUGGAGGGGCUCCCAUUUUGGAAUACAUUGUGAAAUAUAGAAGUAAAGAUAAGGAAGACCAAUGGCUAGAGAAAAAAGUGCAGGGAAAUAAAGACCACAUCAUUUUGGAGCAUCUACAGUGGACAAUGGGGUAUGAAGUUCAGAUUACUGCGGCCAAUAGACUGGGAUAUUCUGAACCAACAGUUUACGAGUUCAGCAUGCCACCAAAACCCAACAUUAUUAAAGACACACUUUUUAAUGGUCUUGGGCUUGGAGCAGUAAUUGGCCUGGGAGUUGCUGCCCUUCUGCUAAUCCUUGUGGUAACAGAUGUCAGUUGCUUCUUUAUUCGGCAAUGUGGGUUAUUGAUGUGCAUCACCAGGAGAAUGUGCGGAAAGAAAAGUGGCUCCAGUGGCAAAAGCAAAGAACUUGAAGAAGGAAAGGCUGCAUAUCUGAAGGAUGGGUCAAAAGAACCAAUAGUGGAGAUGAGAACAGAGGAUGAAAGAAUUACUAAUCAUGAAGAUGGGAGCCCAGUAAAUGAGCCAAAUGAAACCACACCACUAACAGAGCCUGAAAAAUUGCCUUUAAAAGAAGAGAAUGGGAAAGAAGUUCUAAGUCCAGAAACUAUAGAAAUUAAAGUUUCUAAUGACAUCAUUCAGUCAAAAGAAGAUGACAGCAAAGCGUAACAACAGUAUCACAACGUCUUGAACAACACUACAAAGAGCAUAUGGAUUGCAGUGACCCUAUGACCAAAACUAUUCCACUGACCUUAAUUUCUUGGGAAACUUAUAGCUUGGAAUAGCUUGUACACAUAUACAUAUGAUCAGAUACUCCUGCCCAUGGUCCAUUUCCUUUGUUGUUGUUGUUGUUGUUGUUAUUGUUGUUAUUGUUAAUUUUGUUAAGAAUUUCAGUCUAGAAACCUGACUGGCACCAACUCUUGGGUGUUCAAUUUGAUUCCAUGAUUGAAGUACUGCAAUUUAUUAUCUAGUUAAAGUGCUCUAUUUCUUAAGAACUACAUUUCAUACCACCAACAAAUAUAUUUUAACCUCUAACAAAUAGGGGUUUAGGAAAAAAGCUUUGUGAGCUACAUGUAUAAGAAAGCCCUGCAUGUUUAUGAAUCCUGUCUUGGGCAAAUAGAUUCUUAAAGUGGCUUUCUGCUUAAGAUGAAGGCACUUAACAAAGGUUACACAUUUUAUCAGGGGAAUUUCAGGGAACCUGGGCUUGAAGGAGCCAGUUAUCUUUAGCAUUUAUUAAAAAUUGAGAAGAAUUUUGGAAAACAUUUUUCAAGUUAUGAUUCAGUGCGUUUUCAACAUUGAUUUUUUUGAUAGAUUAAAGUGUCAGAUCAAAACUGUUACCUAUUUGGAAGAAUAUUAGUUGUAUGUAAAAUUAGAUUAGAACGACUCCCUAAAUCUCUAUCUCUUUAUAUAUGUCAUAUUCAUUCACAAUGGAUUAAACAAAAAAUAAAUGUAUUGCAAGUGAAAAAAAAUAUUGAUUUCUGCCCUCAGCUUCAAAUAAAAUAAAUUGAAAUGGGAACAAUAUCAACAUGGUGUCUUGAUAUAUUUAUGAAUAUGUGACUAUCUUUUAUUUUUUAAAUAAUUUAUCAAUAAAGUCAUUAGUGUCCAGAUACUUCAAAUCAUAUCCUCAGAUACAUUUUUUAGUCCAUAAUUUUAGAUAAUUUUUAAAAACUAAUCUUUUCUGUGUUAUAAAUCCAUCAUUCGUUGUAAUAGGCUAAGGAAAAUAAAAAACUUAAGGUUGGCAAAUUUAAGAAUAAAUUAUUUAACAUUUCAUGUACCAUGAAUAUGUCAGUGAUAAACAACUGAAUAGUUACUAUGUGUUUUUAUUCUAUAUGUUGUAGCUAGAAGUCAUUUUAAGAUUUUGAUAAACAACUUUGGUUGAAGAAAUUCCUUCACUAUCCAACACAAACUUUAUAUUAUCACUUGUCAGGACUUAUAUCAGAAUAAAAUUCUUCCAAGUAUUAACUUCCAAGCUAUGCAAGCUCCCAGAGGUAAGAGAUUGAAGCAUAAUUUAAGUUAUAGGUAAAGUUUUAAAAAAUAUAUUUAUGAUUAUAAAUACACAUACCAAUUGGGAGCAGGUUUCUUAACCUAGAGAGCCGAAGAUUUCUUUAGGACCCAAAACAUUCAGAACCUUUGGUGUUUCAGGUGGUGUUAUAGCUCAGAUAUUGACUAGAUGGGUAAUGUAGCCGAAUAGAAUGUCAGAGAAAUUUUUAACAGCGCAGAGAGACCUGCUUUGUGAGUGUUUCUCUACAGAAAUUAUUUGAUGAUUACUAAAUGUGAUAUUAACGCCACUCCUGAAUACUUUUUUUUACAAAGUGCUUGAAACUGUCAGCCAAGGAGAGACAAUUAAGUAAUUUUAUACUAGUCCUCACUUUUCUGGCUGUCAGCAGGACAGAAUAUGACUAUCUGCAUGUUAAGGCACCAAGUUGCCACAGGGUCUUUGCCAUAAAUUGCAAGGUAAUAAUGCAGGAAUCUCUCCUUGCUAUCCUGUCUGGCAUAUUCUGAAGAAAAGAACAGAAUUCCUGUGCCUACGUAGGGAUCUGAGUAGUGUCUAAACAAAUAAACCAGUUAGGUCAUUUUAACUAACUUGAUUAUCCAACUGGUCUUUGAAAAAUUUGACCGUUGCUAUUUAGUUUAUGUUUGUCUGAUUAUCUGGUUUGCUUUAUUUUGCUGUGUUUUAUUUUGUUUGUUUUGUUUUGUACCAAUGUACUAAAACUUGUCAAAAUACUUGAAUUAGUUUGUGCAAAGUAAACAAGCUUAGUAAAGUGUCCAUGAAGCAAUAGCCAUGAAUGUAAAUUUUUCCUGGAUCCACCACAUGGUUUCAAACUAAUGAUGGUGAAACAUUAGGAUGACUGAGAAAGUCAUUUCGCAUGUUUACUAUUGUUAUAUUUGCGCUUUACUUCAAGAGCAGAGAAAUCAUAAUAAAGAAAAAAAUAUUUUUGUGUUUUCUCUAUUUGAA
This is a messenger RNA of Carlito syrichta (Philippine tarsier), 4437 nucleotides long. It is a transcript of the gene NCAM2, whose product is annotated as neural cell adhesion molecule 2. The transcript has 15 exons. Gene Ontology annotation, cellular component: membrane. The record is from RefSeq and is a predicted model, not a curated record. The coding region runs from base 63 to 2150 and encodes 695 amino acids. Gene Ontology annotation, biological process: cell adhesion. NCBI's taxonomy places the organism in Eukaryota, Metazoa, Chordata, Mammalia, Primates, Tarsiidae. Gene Ontology annotation, molecular function: protein binding.